This is a messenger RNA of Habropoda laboriosa, 798 nucleotides long. Its product is annotated as vitamin K-dependent protein C-like. NCBI's taxonomy places the organism in Eukaryota, Metazoa, Arthropoda, Insecta, Hymenoptera, Apidae. Gene Ontology annotation, biological process: proteolysis. The transcript is spliced from 6 exons. Bases 1 to 798 code for a protein of 265 amino acids. Gene Ontology annotation, molecular function: serine-type endopeptidase activity. The record is from RefSeq and is a predicted model, not a curated record.
AUGGGUAGUGACAUUAUGAACCCGCUUUUCACUCAAGAAGAUAACGGAUCUCUUUCGAGAUCGUAUUUGAUUCCAGAAUGUGGCAAAAGUUUUGUUCAUGAUGAUAUUAAUUCUAUGGGAAAGUACCCUUACGUUGCGAGGAUUGGAUUUAAAAGUGAUACAGGAGAAAUGAAGUAUCCUUGUAGUGGAGCAAUUUUAAGCGAACACACAGUAUUAACUACCGCGAGUUGCGCUCUUGCAAAGACUAGUAAUUAUAAACUGGAUUCUGUGCUUGUUGGUAAGUUCAAUGCCGAGACUGACCCUGAUUGCAAUAUACAGAAAAUUAAUAUAUCAUAUGUAAUAAAACAUCCUCAUUAUCAAGCUGAUACUUUUGCGAAUAACAUAGCCAUGUUGCGUUUGAAGGAACCGAUAAAGUAUACAGUAACGGCGCAACCUGUAUGCCUUCCACCGAGAGAUAAAUAUGUGAACGUAGGUGUGAGUUCUACUCUUGUUGGGUGGGGAAAAUUGGCAAGUCAAAAGGUGAAAACUUGCAAUCAACAAUCUGUGAAAAUGAGAAUUCUACCAAGUGAAGAAUGUAUGAAUUUCUAUAACCAACGGACGGCUGCUGAAUUAUGUGCGAUAGGAGAUGAAAUGCCAUGUUCAGGAUACAAUGGAAGUCCUCUUUUAUUUACACAUGGCGAUACGAAUUUUUUGUUAGGCAUUCUGUCUUAUGGUUCCGACUGCAGCAUAAGCACCAACUUCCUAUCAGUCUUUAUCAAUGUACAGAGAUACAUCAGAUGGAUUCUAGAAAACUGUUAG